AUGGCAGACCUUGAAGACGGCUUCCGAUACGACCCGGGCAUGGCGGACCUAGAAUACAUACGGGUGAGUUUCUUUGCUAGCUACGAGAUGCUGAUGGAGAAUCUGCUGGACCCAGCGCAUGUGCCCUUCGCGCAUCACAAGUACCAGGGCGAUCCUAUAGUAAAGUCACUUUUGAGAAUUCUCAGAAUUGGCAGCUUCUCAUCCUUCCUUGUCUCACUCCCCCUUUCUACCCCAAUUUUCCCACAUCCUCCCGACUCCCCCACCCUCUCCCUCCUCUCUUCCCCCACCACACGCGAUCCUGUGCAGGAAGAGGGGUCGGGCAAGAAGCAGCGGACAGCAAUUCUCUUCUUCCACUGCAUUCCCCGCCUGCCAGGGCAGAGCCGCCUCAUCUGGUUAUUCAUGAACAACAUCAUCCCCCCCUGGGAAGAGGGGUCAGGCAAGAAGCAGCGGACAGCAAUUAUUUUCUUCCACUGCAUUCCCCGCCUGCCGGGGCAGAGCCGCCUCAUCUGGUUCUUCAUGAACAACAUCAUCCCGCCCUGGGUGCCUAUGCCGCCCGAGUGGUUCGUGCACUUGACAAGGAUGAAAGUGCCUCACGUGCUAGACACCGACCACCCUUUGCUGCACCUCACGGAGCGGCGGCUGGAGGAGGAGGGAGGGGCGGAGGGGGUAAAGAGCUACCACACUCCUGCGUCAGCCGACUCGUUCGAGCGAUGGCUGGAGGAAGAGGGAGGUGCGGUGCAGGGGAUAAAGAGCUACUACACUCCCACGUCAGCCGACUCGUUCGUCUCGGCCUAUCGCUCCUGGCUAGUCAGAUUUGCGGGCGGCAAGGCCCGCUUUCCCGCCUACGUGAAUCCGGAACUGCCUGCUGCCAAGUCAAGGAGGGAGAUUCUUGACAGGCAGCGCUUCCAUGUGCGGCUGUGCCCUGACUGCCAGAGGGUGCAGCGCUGGUCUGACCACCUCCGCACUGCCCUCUGGGCCGCCUCCCUCCUCCUCCUCGCCACCACCACCUUGUUUCCUCUUCCCCCGUUUAUCCCUCUCCCGUCAUUCCUCCCUCUUCCCCAUUGGCACGUUCCACAACACAGAGGAGCUGUAAUUGUCUUCCUUCUCUUCACCUUCUUCCCCUCUUUCCCCACCUCGUCCCCACCAUUCUCCCCCCCCCCCCCUCCUCACAGGCAGCGCUUCCACGUGCGGCUGUGCCCCGACUGCCAGCGGGUGCAGCGCUGGUCUGAUCGCCUCCGCACCGCCCUCUGGGCCGCCUCCCUCCUCCUCCUCGCCGCCACCGCUCUUCUUCCCAUCGCCCCCCCUGCUAUUCGGCAAGCUGCGGGCCCCAUGGGUGCUGUUUUUGCAGCGGCUGCUGCGGUGGUGUGUGCGGCUGCUGCCCACUGGUUGAAGGGGUUCAUGGAGAGGAAUUAUGUGUACGAGGACUUUGUUCAUGCGCUUUGGUACCCUGCGAAGAAGUAA
Molecule: messenger RNA, 1461 nt
Organism: Closterium sp. NIES-65
Lineage: Eukaryota; Viridiplantae; Streptophyta; Zygnematophyceae; Desmidiales; Closteriaceae
Source: the annotation of a GenBank genome assembly